AUGGUGGCCAAUGGCAGAGACAAUGCGCUUCCACUACUUCGUUCUGCUGCAGCGGCGUCCAUCUUCGCUACUCUCGAUCCUGCCUCCGCGGCAGUAAAAGGUGUUCUUCCUGAAUCCGCAUUCCAGACUUUGAGUCGGUCGCUAACCGCGGAGAGCAACGAUGUCUCGACCAAGACCUCCACUGUCACCGCAGAUGACGAACAGAGGGCGAUCAGCAUAAAGUCGAUCCCUGGUCUCCAGUCGAUCAAGAAAAUCCCAGGCAUCGACAAACUUAAGAAGAUUCCAAACCUGUUCAAGUCGAAAAUCACACCAGAUACGUACUUUAGAUGGGCCAAGAAAGGAAAAACCCCGGAGUACGUCUUCGGGAAGAUCAAACUCGACAAGGCCGGGAACAAACUCUUUGAUAACUCGGACUUUAACGUGUGGGUCGCUUACACGCGCAUGGUUGUGAAAGACGACCCGGACCGUGCAAUCUUCACCUUUUUGUCGGGGAAGUACGACAAGGGAGACCUGAUGAAGAUGGCUGGAGUGGCGGCAAAGCCAGACACUGCGGAUGAUAUCGCAUCCAAACUGGUGAAGAUGCAGAUAGACGAGUGGAAGGUGAAAGACACGCCAAUUGACGAUGCCUUUAAGGCAUUAAAGCUAAACACGGAAAAGGUGGACGACCUCCUGACAGCCCCAAAUCUCAAGACGUGGUUGGAAUAUGUUAGCGUGGCGAACGCAAACACUGGUACAAAAACACCUAUGAUCUCCACUUUUAGAGCUCACUUCGAGGACCGAGAGUUGCUCAGGGUGUUCAAGGCGGCUCAGGCCAGUCCAGACAAGAAACUACAGAGAAUGGGUAACAACUUGGAAGCCUCGCUGGUUAACAUGUAUCGUCUGAGGAAGACUACUUAA
Molecule: messenger RNA, 897 nt
Organism: Phytophthora nicotianae INRA-310
Lineage: Eukaryota; Oomycota; Peronosporomycetes; Peronosporales; Peronosporaceae
Exons: 2
Coding region: 1-897 (298 amino acids)
Source: RefSeq, a predicted model, not a curated record